AAGUGCUAGAUCGUACUCUUUAUUUCGAUUAUUUACAAAAUAAAAGAAUUUGACUUUUCUCUCUCGCGAAAGAUAUUCAAAAAAUAAAUAAAUAAAUAAAAAUUAAAACAAGAACGAUCACUCUAUAAUCUCGAAAUUGCGAAACAAAAAAGGAAAAUUAAAAAUAGCAAAAACGAAAGAAAAGAACUUUGAUUUUUCUCUCUCCUUCUCUUUUAGUCACCCUCUGACUCUGUCCUUCAUUUAUUGAAUGGACAGAUAAAAAAAUAAAUAAAUAAAUUUUAAAGAUGAAAAAAGAAAAGCAUUUUAAUGGUUCGUUCUGGUAAUGAUGACAUUGGGUCUUAACAAACAAAAAUGGAGGUUUGGUUGAGAGACGUCGUCGAAGCUUGGAUAUAAAGCUUGGCACUUUCUCUGUUGGUGCAAUUCUCUCCGAUGCGUCUUGUUCUGAUUUUCCAAUUGGAUUGGAUUUGGAAUUCCUCGAAACUUGGUGGCAAAUCUUUGGGCGUUAGGGAUCGCAGAUAGACCAACAACCUCAUGGCUUCACCUGCUGGUGGUUCGAGGCACACAUCAGUUGUUGUUGUCACACUUGAUACUGGUGAAGUAUACAUUAUUGUCAGCUUAUCCUCUAGGCUUGACACUCAGGUGAUAUAUGUUGAUCCAACAACAGGUGUACUUCGCUACAGUGCAAAACCAGGGGUUGAUAUUUUUAAAUCAGAAAAUGAAGCUUUAGAUUUCAUUACAAAUGGCACGCGAUGGAUAUGUAAGAGUGUAACUUAUGCUCGGGCAAUAUUAGGAUAUGCUGCCCUUGGAAGCUUUGGCUUGCUACUUGUUGCAACAAAGUUGAUUACCAGCAUUCCGAAUCUUCCUGGUGGAGGUUGCGUAUAUACAGUGGCUGAGAGUCAAUGGAUCAAGAUAUCUCUUCAAAAUCCUCAACACCAAGGGAAAGGAGAAGUAAAGAAUGUUCUUGAAUUAACUGAUCUUGACAUUGAUGGUAAACACUACUUUUGUGAGACAAGAGACAUAACUCGGCCAUUUCCAAGUCAUAUGUCCUUUCGUGAGCCUGAUGAUGAAUUUGUUUGGAAUGGAUGGUUGUCAAUGUCCUUCAAAAACAUUGGACUGCCACAGCAUUGUGUCAUUCUUCUGCAGGGGUUCGCAGAAUAUCGAAGCUUUGGAAGCUCAGGGCAAGUAGAAGGGAUUGUUGCUCUCAUUGCUCGCCGAAGUAGGUUGCAUCCUGGCACUCGAUACUUGGCAAGGGGACUAAAUUCAUGUUUUAGCACAGGGAAUGAAGUUGAGUGUGAGCAACUUGUAUGGGUUCCAAAAAGGGCUGGUCAGAGUGUUCCUUUUAACACAUAUGUUUGGCGACGAGGCACAAUUCCUAUGUGGUGGGGUGCAGAACUAAAGAUCACUGCUGCAGAAGCAGAAAUUUAUGUUUCAGAUUGUGAUCCUUAUAAAGGGAGUGACCAAUACUAUCAGAGGUUAAGUAAGAGAUAUGACACACGGAAGUUAGAUGUUGGUGUUGGGGUAAAUCGUAAUCAAAAAGCUUUGGUUCCAAUUGUAUGUGUCAACCUCCUGAGGAGCGCAGAAGGGAAGUCAGAGUCCAUUUUAGUUCAACACUUUGAGGAAUCUUUAAAUUACAUCAGAUCAACCGGAAAACUUCCUCAUACUCGAAUUCAUUUAAUAAAUUAUGAUUGGCAUGCCAGUAUAAAAUUAAAAGGUGAGCAGAGAACUAUUGAAGGAUUGUGGAAGCUUCUAAAACAUCCAACCAUUGCUAUAGACAUUUCUGAAGGGGAUUAUUUGCCUUCACGACAACGAAUUAAGGAUUGCAGAGGUGAAAUCAUCUGUAAUGAUGACUUUGAUGGUGCCUUCUGCUUGAGAGCACAUCAAAAUGGAGUGAUACGUUUCAAUUGUGCUGACUCUUUAGAUAGGACCAAUGCUGCUAGUUAUUUUGGCUCCCUCCAAGUUUUUGUGGAGCAGUGUAGGCGGCUUGGAAUAUUACUUGAUAGUGAUACAAGAUAUGGGUAUCAGUCAGUGAACGAUUAUGGUGGAUACACUGCUCCAUUACCACCAGGGUGGGAGAAAAGAUCUGAUGCAGUAACAGGGAAAACAUAUUAUAUUGAUCAUAAUACUAGGACAACAACGUGGACGCAUCCAUGUCCGGAUAAACCUUGGAAAAGAUUUGAUAUGACAUUUGAUGAGUUUAGGUGGUCAACAAUUUUGUCACCAGUGACCCAGCUUGCUGAUCUAUUCCUGCUUGCUGGUGACAUUCAUGCAACAAUUUAUACUGGUUCUAAAGCUAUGCAUAGCCAAAUCCUUAGCAUUUUCAAUGAAGAUUCUGGAAAGUUCAAACAAUUUUCUGCAGCACAAAAUAUGAAAAUCACCUUGCAGAGAAGAUAUAAAAAUGCAAUGGUAGAUAGCUCUCGUCAAAAGCAAUUGGAGAUGUUUCUCGGGAUAAGACUUUACAAGCACCUGCCAUCUGUUUCUAUACAUCCUCUAAAUGUAGUCUCUCGACCGUCUGGUUUCUUUCUUAAGCCAGUUGUCAACAUGUUUCCUGGUACAAAUGGCGGACCAAGUCUUCUAAGUUUCAAGAGAAAAAACUUUACCUGGGUUUGCCCACAAGCUGCAGAUGUGGUUGAACUUUUUAUUUAUCUUGGUGAGCCUUGUCAUGUUUGCCAGCUUCUUCUCACAAUAUCACAUGGUGCAGAUGAUUCAACUUACCCAUCAACAGUUGAUGUAAGGACAGGACGCAAUCUUGAUGGAUUGAAACUGGUCCUCGAGGCUGCCUCAAUACCCCAGUGUGCAAGUGGGACCAACCUCUUGAUACCCUUACCAGGGCCAAUUAGUUCAGAGGAUAUGGCUGUCACUGGAGCAGGUGCACGUAUGCAUGAUCAAGAUGCAUCUUUCCUUCCAUUCUUGUAUGAUUUUGAAGAACUUGAAGGAGAAUUGGACUUCCUCACUCGUGUAGUUGCACUUACAUUUUAUCCUGCUGCUUCUGGGAGAAGUCCUAUGACUCUGGGUGAGAUAGAAGUCCUUGGAGUUUCACUUCCUUGGAGGGGUAUGUUAACUAAUGAAGGGCCUGGUGCAAGAGUAAUCGAGCUUGCCAAGACCUUUCAGGAGGAAAGCAAUCCUUUUCUGUCUAGUUCAGAUGCCAAUCCAUUUUCUGGAGCCUCAUCCAGUGCAAACGUGUCAGCAACAGUGCAGCCAAAAGAUUCUGGCAAUGACUGGGUUGAUCUUUUGACUGGAGAGGGACCAUGUUUUGAUCAAACUGCUCAACCAGCAAAAGGAAGUGUUGUGGACAAUGGAGGUGACUUGCUUGAUUUCUUGGACCAAGCUGUUGUUGAAUACCAUGGUUCUGAAGCUGAUAACAAAUUGUCUUCGAGACACGAUGGUAGGACUUCAGAAAACAGUUCCCAGCUGUACAUAAAUAGUCUGAAAUCCCUAGCAGGAACACAACUGGAAAGAAAAAUAGAUUUCAUAAAAGCUAUGAAACUAGAAAUUGAACGCCUCAAACUGAAUCUUUCUGCUGCUGAAAGGGAUAGAGCCUUAUUGUCGAUAGGGGUCGAUCCUGCUAGUAUCAAUCCAAAUGCUUUGCUUGAUGAACGCUACAUGAGAAGGUUGUGCAAAGUUGCAAACUCCCUUGCAUUGCUUGGACAGGCUUCCCUCGAAGACAAAAUUACAGCUUCAAUUGGUCUUGGGACAAUUGAUAAUGAUGCAAUAGAUUUUUGGAAUGUAUGUAGAAUUGGAGAGAGCUGUUCUGGUGGCAUGUGUGAGGUGCGUGCAGAAACUGAUGUACCUACACAUAAAUCUUCUAUGGCAUCAUCUUCAGGAGUUUCACCACCCUUGUUUUGUUCUCAAUGUGAAAGAAAAGCUUGCAAAGUUUGUUGUGCGGGGAGAGGGGCUCUUCUGCUUCCAAGCUACAACGCAAGGGAGGCCAUAAAUUACAAUGAUAUGACAAGCCUGGGUGGAUCAAGCCAUGGUUCCCAAGUUGAUGUCUCUACAAACCGUUCUGUAGUGCCGGAUGGUGUUAUUUGUAAAAAAUGCUGCCCUGAUUUUGUGCUUGAUGCAUUGAUCUUGGACUAUGUCAGAGUCUUAAUUAGCUUGCGGAGAAGUAGCCGUGCAGAUAGUGCUGCAUAUAAAGCCUUCAAUCAGGUGAUGGGAUCUUCAUCAAGGGAAUAUCAUUAUGAAAGGAAUCAAUCUACUAAUAGUCAACAUACUGUUAAAGUCCUACAACGAUUAUUAAAUGGAGAAGAAUCUCUUGCUGAAUUUCCAUUUUCCAGCUUUCUGCACUCGGUUGAAACUGCUGUGGAUUCGGCACCAUUCUUGUCACUACUUGCUCCUCUUGAUUCUGGAUUAGAGAACUCAUAUUGGAAAGCUCCUCCUAAUACAGUUUCUGUUGAAUUCAGUAUUGUUCUUGGUACCCUUUCUGAUGUCAGUGGGGUUGUUUUGCUUGUUAGUCCAUGUGGCUAUUCUGAUGCUGAUUCUCCAACCGUACAAAUCUGGGCCAGCAAUAAAAUACACAAGGAAGAAAGGUCAUGCAUGGGAAAAUGGGAUCUGCAGUCCAUGAUAAUGUCUUCAUCAAAAUAUUAUGGGCAAGAAAAAUUGUCUAGAGAAGAUGAAUUACCUAGGCAUGUGAAGUUUGAAUUUAAGAAUCCAGUUAGAUGCCGCAUUAUUUGGAUAACAUUGCGUCUUCAACGAACUGGCUCGAGUUCCUUUAAUUUUGAAAACUUGAGUCUUUUGUCUCUUGAUGAAAACCCAUUUGCACUAGCAAAUAGACGGGCAUCUUUUGGAGGAUCAGCUGAAAAUGACACCUGUCUUCACGCCAAGAGGAUACUAGUAGUCGGAAGCCCAGUGAAAAAAGAUAUCACACAAGCACCAUCACAAGACACUGAGGAGAUGAAAAUGAAGAACUGGUUGGAGAGAGCUCCACAGUUAAAUAGAUUUAAGGUUCCCAUUGAGGCUGAGAGGCUGAUGGACAACGAUCUUGUCUUGGAACAGUAUUUGUCUCCUGUUUCUCCCAUGCUUGCUGGAUUUCGUUUAGAUGCUUUUAAUGCAAUAAAGCCUCGGGUUACCCAUUCACCAUCUUCACAAACACAAGUCUGGGAUGCAUCAAUCACAUUAUUAGAAGAUAGACACAUCUCUCCAGCUGUGCUGUAUAUACAAGUAUCUGCUUUGCAGGAACCUCACGGCACAGUGACAGUUGCUGAAUAUCGCUUGCCAGAGGCUAGGGCUGGAACAGCAAUGUACUUUGACUUCCCUAGAGAAAUACAAACCAGCAGAAUUUCAUUUAAACUCCUUGGAGAUGUUACAGCAUUUGUAGAUGACCCAACAGAACAGGAUGAUUCCGGUUUAGGACCUCCAGGAUUGGCAGCUGGAUUGUCUUUAUCCAAUAGAAUCAAGUUGUAUUACUAUGCUGAUCCUUAUGAACUUGGAAAAUGGGCUAGUCUUUCAGCAGUUUGAAUGAAAGGUUAUGCAUGGCAUGAAAGCGAAAAAGUUUGAUGAUUGGUUUUUGAUUGUACGUGUGUUCAGUUUCAUUCAUGAUUCUUGGUGUAAUACUAACAUGUAAUCUUUUAUAAUUCAUUGGUGUAACAGUGAAAACAAAGUAUUUUUGUCCUUGAAGCAAGGAGAUAUUUCAUGAGUAAAAGUUCAGUUCAUCAA
Ziziphus jujuba (common jujube) is the source of this 5649-nucleotide messenger RNA. RefSeq names its product probable phosphoinositide phosphatase SAC9. The transcript has 13 exons. NCBI's taxonomy places the organism in Eukaryota, Viridiplantae, Streptophyta, Magnoliopsida, Rosales, Rhamnaceae. Bases 532 to 5451 code for a protein of 1639 amino acids. The record is from RefSeq and is a predicted model, not a curated record. Gene Ontology annotation, molecular function: protein binding; phosphatase activity.